GCUGCAGCAACAACAACAACGGAAUCUUAGAAACUAUUGCUGCAUCAAGAAGCACCAUCUACUGCAGGAGCACCAGACCUUUCAUCAGAAAGACACGAGAAGCAACUGGAUCUACAGAAUUAACAACAGCAAAGACAAUGUUAGCUGCAGCAGCACCUGCAACAGCAGAAGCAACAGGUGCUGCAGCAGCAGCAGCACCAACAGGAAAAAGGCCGCACUGAAAGAGAACACCUCUCUCUCUCUCUCUCUCUCUCUCUCUCUCUCUCUCUCUCUCUCUCUCUCUCUCUCUUGGGGAAAACAAAGAAACAUAGGCCCUUAGGGCUGUGUUCCCCACGGCCCUGCGGCAGACAAUUUGGUGGUAUUCGAUUUAAUCUUACCGCCUUUGCAGUCAUUUUCCCAUCCCCUAAGGUCAGGACAACUGUCGUUACCAAUCUGUCUGAUUAUCUUACUGUUGAUUUUCGUUUGAUAACCAUCCUACCCGACCCACUUGUGAACCAAAUCUGAAGCCUGUGACACUACCCUGCCAGAGCCCUAAUCUGCACCCACUUCCCAUAAGGAUGCCCUCCGCCCUGCAUGAUGAUGUCUUCAUAGAAUGGUGCUCCCCUAGGGUGGGCUAAGCCCUCUAAGCCCCUUGUCACCACCCAGUCACCGACAACACAGAGUAGGACUUACCUUAGUCUACCACUGCUCCUCCAAAACAUUCUCCUCCCUCAAUGAUGAUGCCCUGUAGAGCAGUGUUCCCCAAACGGUUGUCACUACCCUACCCUGCUCCCCCAAGAGUACGACAUCUCCGUCAAGACAGUUACAUUCCAUCGCAAAUAGUUAAUGUUUCCAUCUAUCGGUGCGCACAUGAUUGUGUGUGUCUCCCGUGAGGGAAAGACAGAGGGAACUGUCUGUUCUUUUGUCCAUACGUAGUCAUUCAUUUUUCAACGACUUGCUGUCCUUCGCCCUAGCACAUGGACCUCGAUCCCUGGAAAGUUGGAGCAAUCAAGAACUACUUGAAGCAUAGCCAGAUAGAGGGAGAAAGGACAACUGAUACUCUAGCACCACGGCAGAGAAGAGUGGCCAAUGACCAAAACAUUACAGAGAGAGUUCACCUUUAUGAUGGACAGAGCGAGGAGAAAGAACAAGGAGAUCAAAAGGCACAGGAGAUGGUCACCCUAUCUAAUGGAGCUGAUGCUCCUUUAUGCUGUUCUGUUUAUGCAAAGUGUACCGGUUUCUCGCAGUGCACUAGAAGACCCCCGUGUCACUGAGCUUGUCCGCUUGCGGCGAUUCUCGUCCGAUAGUGUAAUAGACUUUGAUGAGCGGCAAUUCCACCUACUUGCACAAGGAGAGGAGCCACGGCCUUAUUCCAUAAUCCUCUUCAUGGAUGCUGACCAACUGCGCAGCAAUGCGGAGCUCAAGCUUGGAGAACUUCGAGAAGAGUUUGGCUUAGUCGCCCGUGCCUACACUGAUUCCCAUGCCGAUUCCUCUGUGGUGAACAAGGUCUUCUUCGCUUCUGUGGAGUAUAGCCGCGCCCAAGGUGUUUUCCUGUUGUUAAAUGUAAAGGCACUGCCACAUAUACGACACGUGGCACCAUCUAGUGAGCCAGACGGAGAUACAGUACUAGACGCAUCACUGUACGGAAGAUCCGCAGAGAGCAUAGCACAGUUUGUUCUCCACACUACGGGAGAGGAGAUCGAGGCAAUCAUUCGCCCCCAUCUUCUGUCCAGCAGUCGGAUUCUCCUUCUCACGGUGGUUUGUGCAAUAGCCUUUCCACUACUCGUUCAUCUGUUCCUCAACCCACUGCGCUCCUUCUUCUCCAGUCCAACCAUCUACUGCUUCCUCGCCAUGCUCGUCUACUUCUUCUCCGUCUCAGGUGGCCUGUAUAAUAUUAUUAGGGAUGUGCCCAUGUACCAUAAAGAUCCGAGGAAUCCGGGGAGGUCGAUCUUCUUCUAUCAAGGUUCAGGAACGCAACUCGGAGCAGAGGGGUUCACCAUCGGAUCGUUGUACACUGUUGUGGGCACUCUCUUGGCAGUUGUUUCACAAGGCCUUCCCAGAGUGAGGCACAUGUGGCUAGCACGUUUUACCGGGUAUAAGUGUCUUAUUCUAGCUGCGUACGUGGUGAAGAAGGUGGUACAGAUGAACAAUUGGAAAACAGGAUACCACAUUCGCAUAUAUUGGCCAUAACAAGACAUCUGCCUACCUCAACACUUCGGUGGCCACGUCUGUGUCAAGGUGCACGGAUUUUUGCGGAGGGCAACCACUCUGAAUAGGGGCAUAUCCGGGUUGAAAAUUUUUGGUGACCUGUCCUUCGUGCGGUCGUGGGUGACCAACAGCUAUUGACUUACCAUGAGGGCACGGGGCGCAUGUUGAUGUGGUUGUCACAUGUACACGUACCAUUCACUGGUACCGCUCCUAGAGCUGCUCUGGUAUCUCUCCUGGAACUGUUUCUUCUCUGGUUACUACUCGGUAAGGACUAUCAGGAAUGCUUGCGCGGUAGACCGUUCUGGGCUGGUGCAGAGAGAGGUGAAUUUGAAAACGGGCUGCAGUGCCAAAACUGUGAUGUAGUAUUUGUUGCUCUUCUGAUCUAGUGAACUGGGUUCAGUUGUGUGCUCCAGUUCAGUUGGAUAAUCCAGGUUCAGUUGCGUGCUCCUGGGCAGUGUGUGAGAGGAAGGAAUGGUGUUGCUCUUCUGAUCUAGCAGUUUGUGGGAGGAGCAUGGAACCGGGGUCUCAGUGGCGUGGAAACCUGGUCAGUUGAGUAAACUGGGUUCAGUUGCAUGAUCCUGGUCAGUUACAUAGACCAAGUUCAGUCUGACUUUGGCAGUUUGAGUGUGCUAGGUUUUGUUUCACACAUCUGAUUGAUAGAACAGGAGGUGGUGCUUUGGGACUCGUUAGUUUUCCCAGCUUUAGUGCCAAGUGCAGUCUCUGGUAAACAGACAGGAACACAUGUAUCCAGUGCGCAUGCAGGUCCACAUUUGAGAUGCUGCUAGCUCAUAGUGCUUUCAAUU
Messenger RNA from Chara braunii, 2990 nucleotides. The record is from the annotation of a GenBank genome assembly. NCBI's taxonomy places the organism in Eukaryota, Viridiplantae, Streptophyta, Charophyceae, Charales, Characeae.